AUGGCACAGAAUAUGGAUGAAAUGCACAAAAGGCCCAAGGGCAUCCUCAAAAACCCGAGCUCUCACAAUGUUCCUCAAGUGUCGCACACCAGUGAUACUAUUCCACCCCCUCCUUCAUCGACCGACCCCGUGGACACCAAGGAACUCACCCUCCAGAACACCCUCCAGAACGCAGGACGUCGUCGGUCAUCCUCCACCACCCGUCCGGGGACUUCGUCUCGACGCCAGUCCCUCGUCAGCAUUAAAAACGAUGAGAACUCCCCGCGCCUGAAAUGGGACGAGGCGAACCUGUACCUUACGGAGCAGGAGAAGACGGCGAAGAUGAAGAUUGACGAGCCCAAGACACCCUUUGCCCCGCACUACGAUCCGGCCGAAGACGAGGAAGAAAUGAAGCUCGUGGAAGCGCAAGAGAGGCUGAUUGAUGCGCAAGGAGUGGUCGUGGAUGAACUGGACGAGUCGAGAAAGCCCCCCAGGAAAGCCGUCGCGGAGGACGACAUCCCGGAGUUGGAACUGGGGGUUCCGGAGGAAUCUAUCGCGGAUGUUGGUCGGGUCGAAAGAGGCGAUCGCAUCGUGCGUGAUCGCAGUCUCAGCAACGAGUCGCACCGGAGUGACAAGCAUGUGGUUGUUGGUGCCGACGAGACGAAUGGAGAGGCCGCUUCAGGUGCCGACGGGUUGAUGACCACGGAAGAAGCCAAGGAGAAACACCGUCAGUUCGAGCAGCAGCGGAAACGACACUACGAGAUGCGAAAUAUCAAGGAGCUCCUGGCACACCCCGAGAACCUGGAUGAAAUGGAUGAAGAUGAAGACAACAACGAGGACGAGGACGAUCGUUCGCCUCCGGCGCCUCCUCUGAUGCCCCAGAUUCCCGAGCGAUUCUUGAAUGGGAAGAAAUAG
This is a messenger RNA of Aspergillus tanneri, 894 nucleotides long. RefSeq names its product PP1-complex regulatory subunit GLC8. Lineage: Eukaryota; Fungi; Ascomycota; Eurotiomycetes; Eurotiales; Aspergillaceae. Gene Ontology annotation, molecular function: protein phosphatase inhibitor activity. The record is from RefSeq and is a predicted model, not a curated record. Gene Ontology annotation, biological process: regulation of signal transduction. The transcript has 3 exons. The coding region runs from base 1 to 894 and encodes 297 amino acids.